CCAUGCGAUCGAGAAGGGAACUUCCUUCCCGCAAACACUCCUCCCCCCCCGUCGGAGGGUAUCAACGAUUUCACGCCGUUCGAAGACCGACCGUCCUUCGAAUUCGCAGAACUGCUUUUUGAGAAGAUGAGAUCUUCUUCGGCGGACAUCAAUCAGCUCCUUCAAAUUCUCUCUGCAAAACGCGUCAUUCAAACCAACGGCCAAGACUCGUCCAACGGCUUCUUCUCCAGCACCGACACCAUGUAUCACACGAUCGAUGACAUCGACUUCGGCAACAUCGAAUGGAAGACGAUCAAAGUCCGCUACACUGGCCCCAUGGACCCAGAGGCGCACUGGAUGCAUGACGAGUACGAGUUCCACUACCGCGACAUCGAACAGGCGUUAGUCAAUAUGGCCGGCAGCGCCGAAUUUGAGAACAGCUGGGACUACAUUCCAUUCGAGGAGUAUCCUGCUCAGAACAACCGUCAGUUUUCUAACUUGAUGUCCGCACACUUUGCAUGGAAGCAGGCUGACAAGAUUGCCCAAGACCCGGCAACACAUGGAGCAAUGCUGUUCCCCCUCAUACUUGGCGCGGACAAGACGACCGUUUCGGUUGCGACAGGACACCAGGAGUUUCAUCCGGUGUAUGCGUCGGCUGGCAACCUCCACAACAGCAUGCGCCGAGCACAUGGGGAGGCCGUGAUACCCAUAGCGUUCCUGCCAAUUCCCAAAACUGUACGUCAGCACUCCGACAGCGCUGCAUUUCGCGCCUUCAAGAAACAGUUGUAUCACCACGCUCUCGCCCAUGUCCUCGCGCCCUUGUCGCCGUGGAUGACGACCCCCCGUGUGAUCCGCUGUCCCGAUGGCCAUUUUCGUCGCGCCGUUUUUGAAAUCGGGCCUUUCAUUGCGGACUAUCCAGAACAGGUAUACGUGUCAGGCGUCGUCUCCAGCUGGUGUCCAAAAUGCCGUGCCCGACCAACAGAGCUAGACAAAGCGGGCCCUCCAUGCUUCAGAGAGCAUACAGAAUGUCUCCUGGAGACAUUUGAUGCGCCCACUUUGUGGGACGUCUUUGGAAUCGAUAGCAACGUUGUUCCCUUCACCUAUCGUUUUCCCCGUGCCGACAUCCACGAGCUCCUGUCCCCUGAUCUGCUUCACCAGCUGAUCAAGGGGACCUUCAAGGAUCAUCUCGUCGACUGGGUGACUCAGUACAUUUACCUUACCGCUGAAAGCGAAGCUGAAGCGAAGCGCAUUAUGGACGAUAUUGAUCGACGCAUAGCUGCCGCGCCCUCCUUCCCUGGCCUUCGACGCUUUCCGGACGGGCGCAACUUUUCCCAAUGGACCGGAAACGAUUCGAAGGCUCUGAUGAGGGUCUAUCUUCCUGCGAUUACUGGCCACGUACCCACCCAGGUGUCUGAGUGUAUCGCAGCCUUUCUCGACUUUUGCUACCUCGCACGACGUCCGACUCACGACACGAAAACUCUUCACGACAUGGACGUCGCCCUGACCAAAUUCCACAAGCUACGCACAAUUUUUGAGGACAUUGGUGUGCGGCCGGAUGGCAUAUCCCUCCCUCGACAACACGCCCUCAUCCAUUACAUCAAAUCCAUACAGCUUUUUGGUUCCCCGAACGGACUCUGUUCGUCGAUAACAGAGUCUAAACACAUUGUCGCUGUCAAGCGACCCUGGCGAUCCUCCAACGGGUUCCAUCCCAUCAAACAAAUCCUCGCCUUCAAUACUCGCCUCAGCAAAAUGGCUGCCGCUCGCAUGGAGUUCGGGCGAUCUGGUAUGCUACAAGACAAUGUCCUUACUGACGCACUUCUCUCUUUUGAAGCUUUCGAGGGGCCUGCUCCGGGAUUCGAGUCAGAUACUAACAUCACAUUUGUAGCUCGUGCAAGUGAGUUCCUCCCGUCUUUGGUAUAUGCCCGCCUCCCAAAGCUUCGGGAGAACAUCAGAAGAUUCCUUCACGACGACAAUUUUCCGGAGCUCGACCCUGGCGACGCUAUACCACUCGAGCAAUGUCCGUACAUUGCAAAAAACCUCCGCAUCGCUGUCUACCAUCACGCAUAUGCCACGUUCCAUGCUCCCAGCGAGAUAUCAGGUCCAGGGGGGAUGCAUCGAGAGGUCAUCCGAUGCAAUCCAUUGUGGCACGGUCAGUAUGCUCGCUUUGAUACUGUCUUGGUGAAUUUACAACCAGACGGCUCCUUUUCCGACGGGAGCAUUGUCGUUGCACGAGUCCUUUUAUUUUUUAGCUUCAUGUUCGAGGAUACAAAGUAUGAAUGUGCUUUCGUAGAGUGGUUCCUCCUUCACAACGAUGAGCCUGAUGACCUUACGGGCCUGUGGGUUGUUGAGCCUGAGAUACUCGGCAAUGGCGAACGCGCCGUCGGUGUAAUUGCCAUUGAUUGUAUUGUCCGUGCAUGCCAUCUUAUGCCCGUGUUCGGUACAACUCGUAUACCCAUUACGUUUCAUUUUUCGGACACUCUAGAUGCUUUCCGCACCUACUAUGUGAACAGAUACAUAGACUAUCAUGCGCACGAAACCAUUCAUUAG
Messenger RNA from Dichomitus squalens LYAD-421 SS1, 2526 nucleotides. RefSeq lists its product as uncharacterized. The record is from RefSeq and is a predicted model, not a curated record. The annotation marks the transcript as partial. The transcript is spliced from 9 exons. NCBI's taxonomy places the organism in Eukaryota, Fungi, Basidiomycota, Agaricomycetes, Polyporales, Polyporaceae.